UUAAGAAUUGGCUUGAACAAUUUGAUGUGCAUAAAUUAGGUAAUAUAGCAGGGAGAUGGACUAUCCUCCGCCUCCACCGACCCACCAAGCGCAUCAUCCACAUCCAGGACCGCCACCUGGACCUCCUCAACCACACCCUGGGCCGCCUCCUCCGCAUGUACCACAACAUCCGCACCCAGGGCCGCCUCCUCCACAUGUACCAACGAGUCCUGAACAUCCUCACUAUAAGCACCAGUAUCACCAAGGUCGACCACCACUUCCAGUACCCGCAUAUGCACCACAAGCUCCAGCUCCUCCUCCUCCUCACCACCACCAAGGUCCACCUUCACCGCGUCCAGAUGGCCAUCGGCCACCGGAGCAAGGCUGUUGUGUGAUAAUAUAAAAGAUUCGACUUCAAACGUUUCGACUGAUAUGGGACGCAGAUGUUAUUACUAGGGCGUAUCAUGUUGUCAUGUAGAUGAAGUGUUAGCAUAUAUGUGAGAGUAUAUAUAUAUAUAUAUAUAUAUAUAUAUAUAUAAAUGGGUAUUGGUAAGAGUAUGUGUAUGUACUUUAAGUGAAAUAAAAUAUAUGUAUUGCUUCUAUUGUUAAUAUUUUUUUAAUA
Hibiscus syriacus is the source of this 601-nucleotide messenger RNA. RefSeq names its product extensin-like. Bases 56 to 382 code for a protein of 108 amino acids. The transcript has a single exon. Lineage: Eukaryota; Viridiplantae; Streptophyta; Magnoliopsida; Malvales; Malvaceae. The record is from RefSeq and is a predicted model, not a curated record.